AUGGCGUCGGCGCGAUCGCGGCGCAUGUCAUCCCACGUUCCUCAUUCCGCCGUAGCCCCACUCGGCCUAACCCUGCUGACCCCGUCAGCCCUGCUCCCGCUCCUCCUGCUGGUCGCCAUCGUCGAAUCGCCGUGGCUUUCCGCCUCUGCGGCGGGUCAACUCCCCGAUGAGAGCACAUCGUUCGGCGUGAGCACCGACCUCGGUGUAGCACCGGACAUCGGCAGUGGUGGUUCCCCGCUAUCCGUAAAAACGGCGUCUGCCACCGACGGCUCUGAUCGCACGAUCAAUCUCAUGGCGAUGACGACAACGGCCGGCACGGGGAAAUCUUCCGGGACCGGAAAAUCAACCAGCGCUGGGACGGGUGUCGGCACAGGCAAGGGCGCGGGGACGGGUGCGGGGACCGGCGGGAGCAAAGGAACGGGAACCGGAGAUCGGAAGGUGCCGGAAAUUGGGUCCGGCGCGGGGAAAAGUACUGGGGCAGGUGCGGGGAAAGGUACGGGAACGGGUGCGGGGAAGGGUACGGGAACGGGUGCGGGGAAGGGUACGGGAACGGGUACGGGGAAGGGUACGGGAACGGGCGCGGGGAAGGGUACGGGAACGGGCGCGGGGAAGGGUACGGGAACGGGCGCGGGGAAGGGUACGGGAACGGGCGCGGGGAAGGGUACGGGAACGGGCGCGGGGAAGGGUACGGGAACAGACGCGGGGAAGGGUACAGGGACAGGAGCGGGGAAAGGUACGGGGACAGGAGGGGGAAAAGGAACGGGUACUGGUGCGGGGAAGGGUACGGGGACGGGCACUGGGAAAGGUACGGGGACAGGCGCGGGGACAGGAACAGGCACGGGGAAAGGUACGGGGACAGGCGCGGGGACAGGAACAGGUACGGGGAAAGGUACGGGGACAGGUGCAGGGAAAGGUACGGGUACCGGCGCGGGAACAGGUACGGGGACUGGCACGGGAACAGGCGCGGGGAAAGGUACAGGGACAGGCGCGGGGGGAGGUGCGGGGACAGGCGCCGGGGGGGGUACGGGGGCAGGCGCGGGGGGGGGUACGGGGACAGGCGCGGGGGGAAUUACGGGAACGGGAAAGGGAAGCAGUGGAGGCAAGGGGAAGGGGAAAGGGGGGGGGAACUCAAGGGGCUCCGGAUCUGGCUCGGGGAAAGGAACUGGCACGGGUGGAGGCUUGGGAACUGGUUCGGGAACUGGUUCGGGAAUGGACGCUGGAUCUAAAUCCGGGAAAUCCUCAGGGGAUGGCGGAGAUGUGAUCCACGGAGGGGGGAGCGGAGGGGGAAGUGGGACGGGGAGCGGAGGGAAAACUGGUGGGGGAACGGGGAGUGGGACGGGGAGUGGGACGGGGAGUGGGACGGGAAGCGGGACGGGGAGUCAGACCGGCAGCGGAGGGCAAGCGAGCGGUGGAGGGGGGAGCCAGAAUGGAGGGGGAGCGGGCUCCGGAGGCGGAGCGUCAGGCGGAGGGUCAGGCGGAGGGUCAGGCGGAGGGUCAGGCGGAGGGUCAGGCGGAGGGUCAGGUGGAGGGUCAGGCGGAGGGUCAGGCGGAGGGUCAGGCGGAGGGUCAAGCGGAGGUUCAGGCGGAGCGCCGGGCGGAGCGCCGGGUCCUAUCCUGACAGCGGAGCAGGAGGCAACGCUGGCGAAAGUGAACGAGGUUCUGUCGUUUCUGUACGAGCGGAAAUUCACGGGGGUUGCAACGGGCAUCCGAAUGAGCGGUAUGAAUGAGACGCUGAUGAAUACACUCCUCACCAAGAACGUUACGAUCUUUGCGCCAACCAAUGGAGCCUAUUUCCGCAUGCCCAAGAACACGCGCUUUGGUGGACUGCAACGGAAGAAGAGCAUUCUCUGGCAGGUGAUGGCUUAUCACGUGCUGCCACGUCGGAUGGAACUAGACGACAUCAAGGCCCUUGGGAAUGGGUUUCAGUUGGAAACCCUCGACAAACUACCGCUGAAGAAGAAUCAGACGGACUACUGGCUGAAGUUAUACAGGAUGGAGGACACAGAGGGCGCGCGUGUUCUGAUCGGCAACAUGUACUCGAGCCCAUCGAUUGUCGUCCACGCGGUCGAUACCGUGCUGCUCCCAUCCAGGGUCAGGAACACCGGCACGUGGACCCCGGUGUAG
Molecule: messenger RNA, 2124 nt
Organism: Closterium sp. Naga37s-1
Lineage: Eukaryota; Viridiplantae; Streptophyta; Zygnematophyceae; Desmidiales; Closteriaceae
Source: the annotation of a GenBank genome assembly